UGUGGGCGGUUAUAAACGGCAGCAUAAAACGGAACCUGAAGAAUAUUCUGUGUCAUUCCACAAGACAUAGCGUGAGGGAUGGUGUUCUGUUACAGGAGAUGGCUUUGUACAUUCUGAUGGUCCUGCUGGCUGGCCUUGUCACUGCUCGGGACUCAUGUGAUUAUCCAUCCCUUCAUGAGAAGAAGCUGAGUAUUCUGAAUCUUCUGGCCUGCUGGAAAGAUGACUAUGAUUGUUUCAGUCAAUCAAACAACAUUGUGGACAACAGCUACAGGUAUAGGAGCUGCAAAGAAAUUAAGCAGUCUCACUCUGGUUCCAGAGAUGGAAUCUACACUCUUACCAGCGCCGAUGGUGUGUCUUAUCAAACCUUCUGUGACAUGACCACCAAUGGAGGAGGUUGGACUUUGGUAGCCAGCGUCCAUGAAAACAAUAUGCUUGGGAAAUGCACUGUUGGCGAUCGCUGGUCCAGCCAACAGGGGAACAAUGAAAAUUACCCUGAAGGAGAUGGCAACUGGGCAAACUAUGCCACAUUUGGGCUUCCGGAUGGAGCCACCAGUGACGACUACAAGAAUCCUGGCUAUUAUGAUAUAUCUGCUAAUGACGUGGGGAUAUGGCAGGUGCCAAACAAGACACCAAUAUUGAAAUGGAGGGAUUCCGCCCUUCUACGAUAUCGCACAGAUAAUGGCUUCCUAUCUGCUGAGGGUGGAAACCUCUUCCAACUGUACAAGAAAUACCCAGUUAUAUACAAUACUGGCAGUUGCCCAGCAAACAAUGGACCUGCAGUACCUGUUGUGUAUGAUUUUGGCAAUGCAGAGAAGGCAGCAAAUUAUUACUCACCAAAUGGAAGAAAUGAAUUCACUGCUGGUUUUGUCCAAUUCCGUGUGUUUAACAAUGAAAAAGCAGCACUGGCAUUAUGUCCCGGAGUGAAAGUGACCGAUGGCUGUAAUUCGGAACAUUACUGCAUUGGAGGUGGCUACAUUCCAGAGGCAAGCCCCAGACAGUGCGGAGACUUUGCAGCAUUUGACUGGGAUGGAGUUGGUACACACACUGGAUGGAGUACAAGCAAGGCUAUUACUGAGGCUGCUGUACUUAUCUUCUACCACUGAUCUACCUGCCAUUUUAAAAAUUGGAUAAAUACAGAAACAUUUAAGAACAGAAGAGAAAUUAUCUUUUUACAGAACCUUGUGCCUCAAACCACAACAAAAUCAGAGAUAUAAUUAAAUUUCAAAUAUAUGGCCCAGAUUUAUCAGGUCUUGGGGAGUGAUAAAUUGCACAGUGUUAAAUAGUACCA
Molecule: messenger RNA, 1288 nt
Organism: Pseudophryne corroboree (corroboree frog)
Lineage: Eukaryota; Metazoa; Chordata; Amphibia; Anura; Myobatrachidae
Product: intelectin-1-like
Exons: 8
Coding region: 99-1103 (334 amino acids)
Molecular function (GO): oligosaccharide binding
Source: RefSeq, a predicted model, not a curated record